CUAGGGUGUGCAAUCGAGAUUCAUCGUGAGGCUCUGCUCCACAACAAUUUUUUUCGCCGCUACUCUCCGACACACUGAGAUCGAGGUCUGGGUCGAGAGAUCGACGACGAGGGAGAAAGAGAAGGCAAGAUGGGAAAAGGAAAAAUACGGAUGCAACAACAUGACCACUGCACUCCGACCACUGUCCCUCGGAGUGGGUGUUGGUGCCCCUCCAAGAAUCCAGUCUGGACCGGUACAAGGUAGCAAGGAUGAAGAAGGAGGAAUCAUGGCCCGAGCCAAACAGGAACAUCAUAGAGCCCCACUAAACCAAAGCCAUUUUCACUUUCAUGUGCGGUCGACCUUGCAAAAUCGUCUUCUGAAGACUUCCAUCAGUGACGUCGAGGCGCGUCCAGAUGCGCUAUCGUGGGAUCGCACACCAAUCACACCUCGCACCGCGACCACCAUGCCUCCAGGUACCUACUCCCACGUACCGCCUUUGCACUAUCCGCGGCCGCAUAGCGUGGGUUUUGGCGUCGAGGUGCCGUUGCUAUCGUGAAAGUUGUUGAGUACGAGUGUGUUUUCCUUGGUGUUGCCCGUUCACGAUGUUGUCAUAAUGGCGGCGAAGAACCUCUAAGCAAGGUCCCGCUUCUUUUUCUGAACUUAUCCCCUAAGUCAGCUCUUGCUAUAAAGAC
Aaosphaeria arxii CBS 175.79 is the source of this 671-nucleotide messenger RNA. RefSeq lists its product as uncharacterized. The transcript is spliced from 2 exons. Bases 161 to 535 code for a protein of 124 amino acids. NCBI's taxonomy places the organism in Eukaryota, Fungi, Ascomycota, Dothideomycetes, Pleosporales. The record is from RefSeq and is a predicted model, not a curated record.